Molecule: messenger RNA, 405 nt
Organism: Corticium candelabrum
Lineage: Eukaryota; Metazoa; Porifera; Homoscleromorpha; Homosclerophorida; Plakinidae
Product: PHD finger-like domain-containing protein 5A
Exons: 4
Coding region: 16-348 (110 amino acids)
Biological process (GO): mRNA splicing, via spliceosome
Cellular component (GO): U2 snRNP; catalytic step 2 spliceosome; U12-type spliceosomal complex
Source: RefSeq, a predicted model, not a curated record
ACCAACCAUAACAACAUGGCGAAACAUCAUCCAGAUCUAAUUUUUUGUAGGAAACAGCCAGGAGUGGCCAUAGGGAGACUUUGUGAGAAGUGCGAUGGAAAAUGCGUCAUAUGUGACUCGUAUGUUCGUCCUUGUACACUGGUUCGUAUUUGUGACGAGUGUAACUACGGUUCGUAUCAAGGAAGAUGUACAAUAUGUGGAGGACCUGGAGUCUCUGAUGCUUACUACUGUAAAGAAUGUACAGUACAGGAAAAGGAUAGAGAUGGUUGUCCGAAAAUUGUCAACCUGGGCAGUGCAAAAACAGAUUUGUUCUAUGAGAGGAAAAAAUAUGGCUUCAAAAAGAGAUAAUGAUUAGUGUCAUUUGAGUGUUCUCUGACACUACAUGUACCACUAAGACAAGAGUUG